Molecule: messenger RNA, 3194 nt
Organism: Cydia splendana
Lineage: Eukaryota; Metazoa; Arthropoda; Insecta; Lepidoptera; Tortricidae
Gene: Hph
Product: egl nine homolog 1
Exons: 7
Coding region: 54-1472 (472 amino acids)
Biological process (GO): cellular response to hypoxia
Molecular function (GO): L-ascorbic acid binding; peptidyl-proline dioxygenase activity; ferrous iron binding
Source: RefSeq, a predicted model, not a curated record
UGACAGUCCCAUCUGCCCUAGGAAAGGCCUUCGUUUUCACUUCUCUGUUCAGAAUGAAUCAAGAAAGCGUACUGGCUUGUUGCGCCGUUUGCAAUCAGCGUACCGUUAGGAGAUGUUCGCGUUGUCUCAGUAUUUACUAUUGUAACACGGACCAUCAACGCCAAGAUUGGAAAAGACACAAACCCGAGUGCGUGCCAAGAACACCAAAACAAGGUCCGAGAAACGAGAAAAUCGGCGGUGUUUCGACAUCUACGGCAGAAGCAGUGAGAAUAGGGGAGGUGAAAGACGACGCGACUCACGGCGGGGCUAGCUGUGGGCCGCAGGGCGUUUCGACACCCGACGGAAGUGCAACAAGUGAUACAAGACGUUCGAAAAGUUCAAAGAAAAAAAACGCGAUUAAAGAAGGUAGUGUUAGUGUGAGUAAACAAAACGCUGUGGGAACCUCUGGGGUGAACUCGGGCGCCGUACCUAAGAAUCAGAGCGUGAUAUCUAGUGUUUUGUGUGCUAGCAAGGAUAAGGACAAAGUGAAUAGUGCCAUUACCUACGAAGGGUCGUCAGAGCAGGAGAUUCUAAGUGAAUCAGCGCAGCAACUUAGUGCUGUCGAGUUUUCAACAGCUAGUACAACGGUGAAGACUCCUAAAUCUGAGCCAAACAUGUUGGCGGUGGCCGGUUACUCGGGGGAACAAGCCCCUAUGAAGGAAUACCCUGAAGGGACAGUGAGAAACAGUAGUGCGCCGUUUGGGCAGCCACAGAACAGUUUCUACAUGGACCCCAGUGACCAGUGGUACAACAUAUGCCAGCAAGUGAUCAGAGACAUGACGCAGUUUGGAGUGUGCGUUUUGGACAAUUUCCUUGGUCAAGAAAGGGGACAUUUAGUGAGAAAUGAAGUGUUAAAAAUGUAUAGAUCAGGUAUAUUUCAAGCAGGUGAACUGGUAGCCAACCCUGGUAGCACGGACGCGCACACGGUCAGAAGCGAUCGGAUCACCUGGAUAGACGGCAAGGAACCACAUUGCUUCUACAUCAAACAGCUUAUCAACCAAGUGGACAACAUAAUCCUGAGGGCGAACAAGAUGCCCAACAACGGGAAACUCGGAGACUACACGAUCAACGGCAGGACGAGGGCGAUGGUGGCGUGCUACCCCGGCUCGGGCACGCACUACGUCAAACACGUGGACAACCCCAACAAAGAUGGCCGCUGCAUCACCGCCAUAUACUACCUGAAUCUCAACUGGGACAAGGAGCGCUGCGGCGGCCUGCUCAGGGUGUUUCCCGAAGGUCUCGACGAGGUAGCGAACAUCAAGCCACUGUUCGAUCGAAUGGUGUUCUUCUGGUCGGACCGGAGGAAUCCUCACGAAGUUCAACCCGCCUAUGAAACUAGAUACGCCAUCACGCUGUGGUACUUCGAUGCCAAAGAGCGGACUGAAGCUUUAAAACGACAUCGCCAAAACCGCGAGCCGAAAACGAGCCAGUGAUAUUCGGACCCGCGCUCGUGUAGAGCGAGCCACGCCUUCCGCCCUCCGGUGGCGCAUUUGACCCUUCGCUGACCUGACCUAGCGAGAGAAGACUUACCUAAACCUACGUGCAGGGACUUUUAUUUUUUUUAACAAUUGUGGCCUGGAUGCUAGGGACUUUUCUAUUCUAAAGGCGUUUUCAUAAACGCUUGUUAAGUCUAACUAACCCUUGAUAAUCUAUCAUUUUGACAUUUGUGUUUUGUUAGGAAGAGACAGAAAAUGUUGCUAAGUUUUAUGAAUAAGGGGGUAAAAUACGAAUUCAUUGUACUGACAAGUUAUUAUUUUCAGUGGUAUUUUUUACCACAUUUAGGAUUUUGUUGUGUUCAAGGCGUGUUACAUUUCAUAGUUUUUUUUACUGUGAUCCCCGUAAAGUAUUAAUUAUUAUUAAUAUGACUUAUAUUCAGAAUUAGGUCGAGCAAAUUAUAGCACAAUUUUUUAAGUUUUUAUCAAUUAGUUACAUUUAUAUUCGUUAUUCUGACUCCUAUGUUCAUUCUAUAUUUUAUUAGGUAUUUUUACGCCUGCCUGAAAUAUUGUUAAUAUUAAGUUUUUUUCAUUUUGCCAUAUCUAAUUCUGAGUAGGCAGUAACCACCGCUGUAAAGUCCAUUUUUCUUUAAUAUCUACACAAAAUAGAUACAACCAUCCUGUUUCAGCACCGAAACCAUAUCCGCUUUUUAGUCUGGUACUUCCAAGCGGAACCGUGCUAAAUUAUUUAUGAUUUGCAAAUAAUCAACUGCUUUUAAUUUAAAUAGAAAUCUUUCCUCGACGCAGAAGUCGCUGACGCAUACUUAAAAAUCUACCAAGGAUAUACGUGUAUUGUAUAUCUUUUACGCGUACGUGACCUCUGUGCUACGUACACAUAGGAUUACAAGUUAAAGAUAAAAUAAAAACGCCUCAGAAACGUCAGAUGACAAAGAAAAAUCCGCCAGUGAUGUGGCGAUGUCAUCGGAUUAAUCGAUUCGUAACGUUUUUUUAAACAAUUAAGGGGAUCGAUUCGUAACAAGAUGAGGCAUUUUUAUUACUUGAAAUCAAAAAGUGUAGCGUGAUUAUUUUACAAAACAUGUAUGAUAGUAAGGAAAAGCAGUAUAUUUUGUAAUACUAUUACCUAUUACGUAUAGUUUUAAUAUUCACUCUGUCAACGGACAGAAAAGUCAUAUAUUAUUAGCUAAUAAUAGCUAGGUAGCUUAGAUGUAAGUAGUACUUUUCGUUGUCAAUUUUGAGUGUUUUUAAAGGCCUUGAAGUAUUAUUUUAUAUUGAAAAUACAUCUACUUCAUUAUUUUAUUUACAUCCGCUGGCAUGAUUUUACUUUGUAAUUGUGCAAUAUACUAAAGUAAAAAAAAACUUAUUUGGGUAUUCGCCACAUAAUUAACAUGUUGUUGCCUUCGUCUGUUUGUAGAAUUUCAGCGGAUACUAUAUGCCUAAGACUGAAUUAAAUUCUACCAUUCAAAUAUUUAAAAGAAUUGUCAUUUGAAUAGUUUUAUUUAUUUCUAUUUUGUUCAUAUAAUUAUACAGAAAACUACCAAUAUGGUACUCCUGAGUUAUCAAUAUACAUUUAGAAAUAAUCUGUAGGUAAAGAUUGCAGUUUUGAAUGAUAUGUUACCUCAUUAAAAUAGACGCAUGUCAUAUUAAUAAUGUAAAUAAUCACAAAAUGUAAUAUUAAAGUGAAUAAACGUUGAUACAUCAAUA